UUUGUUUCUCAUUCUUAGAGCCAAAGGUUCUUCAAGCAGUAGUUUUCAUAAGAGAUCACCAAAGCUAUCCGCUUAUUUCGAAACAUGACGAUUGUAGAGAUGCAAGUGCACAUGGACUGUUCUGGCUGUGAGAACAAGAUAAAGAAAGCUCUCAAAAAGCUUAAAGGAGUAGACGAUAUUGACGUGGAUAUAAACAUGCAGAAGGUGACUGUCAUGGGAUGGGCUAAACAAGAGAAGGUUUUAAGGGCAGUGAGGAGGACUGGAAGGACAGCUGAGCUUUGGCCUUACCCUUACAACCCUGAAUAUGGACACAACCUUAAUGUUCAGUACUACCAGCAGCAUCAACCCCGCGAUGGCCACGAACACCACCACCACCACCACCAUCAUGAUCAUCAAAGUAAACACAAGAUCACCACCUACAAUUCGAUUCCCAAUUACUCGUCUUAUUCGUACAAUUACUACAAGCAUGGCUACAGUGGCAAGGAGCAUGGCUAUUAUCAGCCUCCUCCUUACUCCACCAUGUUUAAUGAGCAGGACACUGCUGUGUUCAGUGAUGAAAACCCUCAUGCCUGUUCCAUUAUGUGACAUCAUAGGUCUUAUGUUAUGGUAAAUUUAGUAGUCUCUUUCAUGAUAUACAUGGAGCUCUUUCAUGACAGAAAUUCAACUUGGGACUAGUUGUCUACCUUAAAUCUGCCCCUGGUUCAAGUGGUUGAUUUCCUAUUUAGUUUUGUUGUAUAUAUGCAAUUAUUCAUGCGUGUACUACUGAGUGAUUCACACGCGUUAUUUAGUGUGUGCCUCUCAUAAGUCUCUCCAUUACUUUUGUAAUAGGAUGUGAUCAAUUAUCAUGUAUAUCAAUAAUAAAUGAAGUGGCAUGUAUAUAAUUUUGGUUUUUCCAAUUUA
Rosa chinensis is the source of this 900-nucleotide messenger RNA. RefSeq names its product heavy metal-associated isoprenylated plant protein 29. Gene Ontology annotation, molecular function: metal ion binding. The record is from RefSeq and is a predicted model, not a curated record. Bases 85 to 585 code for a protein of 166 amino acids. NCBI's taxonomy places the organism in Eukaryota, Viridiplantae, Streptophyta, Magnoliopsida, Rosales, Rosaceae. The transcript has 3 exons.